Messenger RNA from Saxophila tyrrhenica, 567 nucleotides. RefSeq lists its product as uncharacterized. NCBI's taxonomy places the organism in Eukaryota, Fungi, Ascomycota, Dothideomycetes, Mycosphaerellales, Extremaceae. The transcript has a single exon. The record is from RefSeq and is a predicted model, not a curated record. Bases 1 to 567 code for a protein of 188 amino acids.
AUGGGUCUACUCAUGGCAUCUACACCAUCAUCCAGCGUUACUCACACUUAUACCAACGAUGGACCUUUCGAGCUGCCAAACACCUCACAGGCGCCUGCUGGGGUAGAGGCAUACCUCGUGAUACUGCAAGCCUACGGAUCCCACAUUGCAGCAAUCAUGACUCUGCUCGAGAGCUGGCAGAGAGACUCCUUUCCCUACCAACGAUGGGAGACACAGGUGUACUCAUGGAUGACACGGAGCGCUCGCAUCACUGCUCUUAAGGACACGCUGACCGAACUUGGCACAGUCUUCAUACGAGCAGAUCCAAGACUCCCUCACGUCACCAGAUUCCAGGUCGAUAUGUACUGGCUUGAUGUAAUAAACGCUGAGUACUUGCUCGGCAGGAUAGAAGCCGACCUAAAGAUAUGGUUCGAUGCGCAGUCUGAGUAUGUUCAGGAGGUCUUUCUGAUGGGCCAAGACCCAGCAGCGCUGCAAGAUCACCUCCAGAAAAGAGAGAAGUACCAGCACCUAGACGAUGGGGAAGAGGAAGCCAUGGCUAGCCAAUGUUUACCGAGAGAUGCCCUUUGA